AGAGCGCCGGGAGUGCGCGCUGCGGUCGCCGCUCAGCGAGCGCCCAUCGCUCUCGCGUCUGCGGACACAUUCACGCCGUUUCAAGGCGGGCGGCGCUGCCGGCGCGGGGGCGGUGGCUUCUGCCUUUCGGAAUCGCGGGGAGAGGAGUUCCUCUAGCGGAUGAGCCUGGUGCCUUCUGCCCGUCUCGUUCCGUCCCUUCGCGGGGAAGGCGAAGCGCGGCGCCCGUUCGGCAGAUGCGCAAGUGGAAGCAACUUACUGUGUGAUGAGCACUAGAGCAGCACUAGAAAACCGGGAAAAGUGUUUCCUGCUCACAAUCACUGAAAAAGAAAUGUUCUGCUGUUUGAUUUGGAUGGUUGUCCUGCUCUGCAGUUCUAUGGCUGAUGAAAACUCUAUUGGAGAUGCUGACAUUUUUCCCUCAUCUCCUGAAAUUGAAAGAGGAUCCACCCUGAAACUCUUUUGUGUUCUUGGGAAACACUACACACCUCACAGAAAUGCAAGCCACAUCAUCUGGAAGUUGAAUCAUGAAUUGAUUUCUCAGGAAAACUAUGACAUUGUGAAUGAGACUGUAUCUAGUGUAACCAUCCAUAAUUUCACUUACAGUAAAGCUCAUGUGAAAUGCUUCACUAAGUACUUGGGCCAGGAACAGCUUUUGGUUCACACAGAAGUUAAAUCUGGAUUUCAACCGGACGUACCAGAAAAUAUUUCCUGCAUUUAUUACUUUGAUGUUGAACUUACCUGCAACUGGACUUCAAGGAGAGAAACAAAUCUUUCAACUAACUAUACUCUUUACCUAAAAGUGAUGGCAAUAGGAAGCAUGACUCCUUCCAAAACAAUUCACACCUGUCCAAGCAAAAAGGAGUCGUGUUCAUUUCGGCAUCCGCAUGUUCCAUAUAGUAGUCAUUUUUAUUUUCAGGUGAAAGCUGAAAAUAUUUUGGGUGAAGCCUCAUCAGAUUGUGUUCUUAUAGCUGUGAAAAAUAUAGAGAAAUUUAAACCUCCUGAAAUACUUUCAAUUAAAAAAAUCACUGGUAUAAAGCAAUUGCUUGAAGUAACCUGGAAGAUGCCUGAGAAGAUUAUUCCUUUACAAGAUUUAACUUGUGAGCUUCGAUACAGAAACAUCUAUUCAAACUCUUCAAAAUUUGCCAGUGUCCUAAUGAAUUCUUCAAAGAAAGUAAGAUCAUAUAAUCUCACAGGUCUGUGGGACUCCACAGAGUAUUCAGUUGCCAUUCGGUGUAUCAAUAAUAAUUCAAAAUUCUGGAGUGAGUGGAGUAAAGAGAAAACAGCAAGCACGGAAGAGAAAGCUCCCUCAGAAAAAGUGGAUUUAUGGAGGGUAAUUGAACCUUCACAGUCAGCUGGACACAGAUCUGUACAUCUUAUGUGGAAGCCAGUGAACAAUUUUCCAUCUCCUGGGAGAAUUCUAGGCUACAAAAUACAGUACUUUCCAGAAAAAAGUGCUGCACUUCAAGUAACAAAAAACUCUACCGAUAAGAAAAUUAUUUUGAUUUUAAAUGAAGACCCGUAUAUAAUAUCUGUUAUAGCCUGUAACUCUGCUGGAAAUUCUCCCGCAGCUAUUUUGAGGAUUCCAUCCACUGAUGAAAAAACUCCUCAGAUUAUUGAAACGGUGAGGACCUUUACAACAGAUGAAGAAGUCGUCGUGGAAUGGACAGCCUCCAAACCAGAAGUAACUGAAUAUGUAGUUGAGUGGUUUGAGGAAUUGGAGACAGAUCCUUUUGGUAGAUCGUGGCAAUAUGUAUCAAAUUCUACAAUCUGGAAAACUAACAAAAAAAACUUUAAACCAUUUGUAUGCUAUAACAUCUCCGUGUAUCCUCUCUAUGGAAAUCAAGUAGCAGCUCCAUAUUCCACACAAACUUAUGUUCAAGAAAGAAAACCAUCAGAGGGACCUGUGGCUGACACGGGCAUUCUGGGUAAAAAUGAAGUGAUGAUAAAAUGGAAGGAGAUUUCAAAGGAUAAAAGAAACGGAUUUAUCAGGAACUAUACAAUAUUUUAUAAACCUGAAAAUGGAAAAGAAUUGAAUGAAACUGUGAACUCUGAUGUUCUACACUACGAACUGAAGUCCUUACAGGCUAAUAUGCAAUAUACUGUCUAUGUCAUGGCAAACAAUGAAGCUGGUGGAACCAGUGGAGAGCCCAAAACCUUCAAGACUUUGAAAUUCAAUAAAGAAGAUGUUGUUUUCUUUGCUCUACCUAUUGGACUAAGCAUGUUGUUUCUGUUAGGCAUUUGGAUAACAUGCAUUUUGAAAAAACACACGUUUAAAAAGGUUUGUUGGCCUGAUAUACCAAAUCCUGCGGAGAGUGUUGCAGUGGAAUGGCCUCUUGAUGCAUCUCUGAAUAAUUCAUUUUUGAAGGAAGUGACAUCUGAAGGUAAAACCAUGGACUUUGAAGACAUCAGCGUUUUGGAACAUUUUUUUCCUGAAGAAAGUCAAGAAGGAUCACUACUAAUGAAUUAUGAAAACCAUGUUUCUGAAUGUACUGAUGUUGAUACAAAAGGCACAAUUAAUGGAGGUAAAAUGGUACUGCGUAAUGAAGAAAAUGAAGUUGCUAGAUGUUUUUCGCCAUCCAUGGCUUAUGUAAUAACUGAUGAAGAUAUCAGAAGUCAAAUGCAUUCAGCUUUGAUAACAGCAAAGGAAAUCCAUCCCGCGGAAAUGCUGAAGCAUGGUUUCUGCGAGUUCCAACAGACUUCAAUUAAAAAUGAAGGAAAUGAUAAUGAGGAGAUUUUAAAGCUGGAAGAUUGCAGUGAAAAAGCACUGUUCAAUCCAUACCUUAAAAAUUCUGUUAAAACAAGGGAAUUUCUUGUUUCUGAGAAGUUGCCAGAGCACAGUAAGAAUGAACCCAAAAGCCAGCCAACUGUGUUACCUCCUUUUCAACAAAAUGUUGCAGGGCAAUCCUAUGUAACACUGGACAUGUUUGGGCUGGCCACAGCUCAUUAGCGUGAGAAAAUGUUCCUUUGUGGAAUCCCUUUGUGAUAUGUGUCUUGGCACUUCUUCUCACAGCCAUUCCUAUGUUCUAACUUGGCUGAUCUUACUUAAUAUGGACGAAAACACCCCCUUCCUCUGAACAGUUGUGAAGUAAUUUUUUUGCACUGUGUUUAUACCCCUCAGGGUUCACUUUCAGAGGGUGGUGGGGGUUUUUUUGUUUGCUUUGGGGAUAUUUUUACCAGAUAGCUGUGCCAACAGUGAGGCAAAGGAAGUAGCUUUUCUUAUUUCUUCGUUUUCCUCUAUUGAUCUGCUAAAACAAUCGUAUCUUUACUGUGGGAGCAUCCAGAAGUGGAGCCAGCUCACUGGUUUUCCCCCAGGGUUUACCCAUGGCUGAGCACUCUUGGGUAAACGUGGACUGAUUUGGGCAGAGCCAGGAUCUGCCAAAUCCUUCCUCAAGUUACGUGGAGUGCAACUACUUUCCUGUUCUUAUUUCCCUUAAUUGUUUUAUGUCUGGUUCAAUGUGUAGUGUUCCUACUGUUUUACAAACACUUGGUAAAUUUCAGUAAUUGUCUUUUUACUUCCCGACUCUUGAAUUGGUGGUUUGGCUCAUAGUUUCUCUGCUUUUAAUUAAAGGUUAUUAGUUAUGUAUGUGCUGUUGCCUUAUCUGUGUUUUGGAAAAUGUAAGGUUAUACUAACUUUAUUGCUUCCUUCCCUUUCUCUUAGGUUGUUAAUCAUCCUCUGCAUUUUGUGCUGCUUUUGUCUCUUUUGUUUGUUUGCUGCUUUUAAAAAGUCUGUUUAUUGCAGGAUAUCUUUUUAUCUUCUUGUUUCUUUGCCUCUAAUUUCUCCCAGUUUACAACUGUGUUCCACAGUUGAGGUUUUGCUAUUUUGAACUGAAGAAAAAUCAGCUAAAUGCAGCGUCUUGUCUUGGAACAAGCAUUGAGUUUAUAUUUAGGAAAAUACUUUUCUUGGGGAUAGUGAAAAAACACUAAGUCUACAAAAUGUCCCCAGAUAUCCUUCAGUAGCUGAUUUAGGAUUAGAGAUUUUUAUGCGAGGGCUGUAACUAUUGCAAUUUGUUUUAUGAUUUUGAUAAGUCAUAAAACUGCUUGUAGCUUCCAUUUUAUGCACCAGCAAUUAAGCAGAAAACUCUACCAUUUUUUUUUUCAUCAGGAGUCUAUUACUGUAAAAUUCCUACUGAAAUAUUUACUCUGUUAAAUGACAGGUUGAAAAUAAGGAAUGGAGAGUGAACUGUUAAGUAAAAUGUGUUAAAAAGGGAUGCUCAGUAUUACAUGUGGCAUAUAGUAAUUUUAAUACUUUAAACUGUUCUCACAGUAAUUAAAAGCUUGACAGCAUCAGCCUUGCUUGUGUACAACUACAGACUUCACUAGGAGUGAAAAGGAUACAGGAGUCAUGGGGAUAGAAAAAGGAGAGACAUAUGACUAGGAAUAGGAGGACUUUCCUUUCUACGUGGGAAAAGGAGUGUGAGGAUGGAAAGUAUAUUUUCUAGCAUGAAAGAGGAGGCUGAGUCCUACCCCGGAUGGCUAUACCGAGCAUUGUGUUGGGAAAGAUAAAUUUUGCAUUCAGACUUCUCAUCUAUAGUUUGGAAGCUGUUUUUUACUUACAGCAAUGUUUGUUCAGUUUCCAAGAAAGGAAGAGAAAGCAAUUUCUGCGGAAGUUCCUUGUACAGCAACGAUUUCCACCCUCCACCUCUCCUUCAAUUUGUUGGAGCACUUUCCCAACCACAGAGCUAUCAGACAAAAUGCAGCGUGUUUGUUCUUAAAAACGCUUACUUGCUUAAAUAAUUCGUGCUCUCAAGUGAGCAUGGGGCACAGCUUUGGUUGGGUUAAUGCUCCUGCUACUUCCCUGGCUUUUGGACUUCUUACAACAGCUUCAUAGUCAUUUCCUAGGGCUCAGAAGCCAUUGACUUAGUCACAGCAGUUUUUCCUCUUAAAUCUCAGCAUUUGUUUUCAUAUCACAAGAUUUGGAAGUAAACAGAUACAGAUAUUUCAGAGCCAGUCUAGGAAUUGUGUAGCAGCCAUAUGCAAGCUGCACACUCUGAGUUGUGUGACUGAGUCAGGUAAAAAAGGGAAAUGCAACCUUUAAGGGACCAUUAGAAAUGGGAGGCUCUUGCUUGGAAGUUUGGGUAGGGUCUCCCUGUAACGUCUCUUAGCUUCUGGAGGGUAAGUAAUAAUCUGCUUUUCCACACAAUUUUGUUUCCUUCUUUAUUGCUGUUCUGCUUUUCUCUUCUCACUUCUGAGUUCUUUGCCCAUGGUUUUCUCUGAGAAAGAGCAACACGAUAAGUGGGAUCAGUGUGUCUCAGAAAUUAGGUCUGCCUUUUGCCUGUACUUUGGAACGCCACCUUCUUGGAUUUGGAUUGCUUUGCAUCCGGACUUGUACUCUGCCUGACCCUAUACAAUUUGUCUUUCAAACUAAUGCUGUGAACCAUUAAAAAAAUAAAACUGAGAGCACAUGGAAAAGUUUUUAUUAAUUUUACGCUGAAUGCACCAUUUAGACAUUUUAAUUUAGCAAUAUGAUCCUGUUUUGAGUGUGAUGCACAAAUUGCCUGGGUAUUCAGGGCAGUUACUCCACUUUUGUAAUUUCAAGUGGCAAUAGCAGGUUGGACAUUGCAAUACUUCAACAGUUUUGAUAUUUUUUUUUAUAGAACACCUGGUGUCAUUAUACCCAGAGACUGGUUUUCCUAGAUUUCAUUUCAUCAUCACUGAUCUGAAAAAAAACCCAUUUCUAUCCCUGCUCAAAAUGCAGAAAAUUAAUCUGUUAGGUGCAUAGGUCUUUGCAAGGUUAAGAGAGAUCAACUUGUGGCAUAUUUUCAAGAAGAUAUUAAUGCAUCUUCAUAGUCAUUCUUCUGUGCAUCACACAAAUAAUUCCUUCCUGACAUUAAGGCUUAUGCCCUUCAAGUUAUUAGUAGAUCAUGCUUUUCACUUAGCGGACUUCUAAGCUAAAUUAAACAUUCCAUCUUCUGUUGCCCGAGUUUACCUUUAACUCACCAGAAUUUGGAAUUCUUUGAACAGGUAUCCCACAAUGUCUUUGAUAAAGCAGAGUAACCUAUUACAGGCUAACUUUCCUCUUAAUGAAAGACUGAUUUAUUAUAAAUAGAUCUCUCUUUUGAGAUAGUAGAUAACUUCUCAAGAAAGGUGUUUCAACUUCUGUUCAUGGUUGAGAACUUAUGCAGAAGAGUUGCAUUACAAGCCUGAGUUUGGUAUCUCAUGUAGCAGAGGUAAAUGUUUACACACAACUGAGUCCUAAUUUGAGCAUGAUAUGUGCAGCUUUUGUACUUGCUCAGCAAAUGGGUUCGUGUCACCUUUGCAGUCAUCUCAGGUGUCUUGCGACAAUUCCUUUUUACCAGUUUUGCACAGUGAUGCCAUAGGCUUUGUGUUUGGAUUCUGCUUUGAGAUUUAACACUGUAAGGUGGGCAAAGGAGUCCAGGAAGGCACAAAUUGUUCAAGAAGGGAAUCUGAGAGGUGCAGGAGCAGGUCCUCCCUAUGUGCUGAAAGGCAAACUGGUGGGAAAGAAGAUUGGCCUACCCUAGUAGAGAGCUUUGGUUGGAACUUAGGAUGAAAAAGAGUUAAUGGAAGAAGGAGCAGGCAACUUACGAAGGCUGCAAGGGUGUUGUGAGGCUAUGCAGGGAGAAAAUUAAAAGGACCAAAGCCCAGCUACAACUUUUAUCUGGCUACAGCUUUAAAAGAUAGUAAAAAUAUGUUUCUAAAAACACAUUAGCAACAGGAGGGCUAAGGAAAAUCUCAAUCUUUUAUUGUGAGGGGAAAUGUGAUGAAAAGGAGAGGGCUGAGAUACUUAAUGCAUUCUUUGCUACAGUCUUUAACAGUAAGACCAGUUGUUCUCAAGGUACCCAGCCCUCUGAGCUGGAAUACAGAAGUGGGAAGCAGAAUGAAGCCCGCAUAAUCCAAGGGGAAAUGGUUAGUGACCUGCUACACCACCAAGACAUACAGAAGUACACGGGGCCAGAUGGGACCUAGCCGAGAGUACCUCUGAUUGGAGCUGACGGAAGUGCUCACCGAGGUACUUUCCAUCGUUUAUCAGCAGACAUUGCUAACUGUCCCAGCUGACUGGAGAUUAGCAAACGCAACAUCUGCAAGAUGUGCUAGAAGGAGGAUCUGGGGAACUACAUGCCUGUCAGCCUGACUUUGGUGUGGGGCAGGAUUUUGGAACAGAUUAUCUUGAGUGCCAUCAUGUGGCACAUAUAGGACAACCAGGGAAUAAUAGAAUCAUAGACUGCCAUGUUGGCAGUGACCUUUAGGAUCAUCCAGUCCAGCCAUUUUAGGUGAUAUAUAGUUUAAAGGAUAUGUCAUCCUGUCAAGCUGAGUCUUAAAAGUGUUCUGUAAAGAGGAAUUUACCACUUCCCUGGGGAGAGUAUUCCAGUGUUUCAGUGUUCUUAUGGUAAAAAAAUUUUGUUCUGGAUUUAGGAAUGACUGGUCCUGCUUAACAAACCUGAUUUCCUAUGACAAGGUGACACCACGUAGUGGUUGAGGGAGAAGCUAUGAAUGUUGUUCACCUGGACUUUAUAAAGCCUUUAACGCCAUUUCCCUCAACAUUUUCCUGGAGAAACUGGCUGCUCAUGGCCUCAUUGGAUGUUCUCUUCUCUAUGUAACAAACAGGCUGGAUGGCCAGGCCCCAAGAGUUGUGAACAGAGCUAAAUCCAGUUGGCAGCUCGUCACAAAUGGCAUUCCCCAGGGCUCAGUGUUAGGGUUGGUUCUGUUUAAUAUCUUUGUCAAUGAUCUGGGUGAGGGGAUCAAGUGCUCCCUCAGAAAGUUUGCAGGUGACACUAAAUUGAGCAAGAGUAUUGAUCUGCUUGUUGUUAUGAAGGCAGAGGGAUCUGGACAGGCUGGAUCGAUGGACAAAGGCCAAUUUUAUCAGCUUUAACAAGGUUAAAUGUUGAGUCCAGCACUUGAGCCACAACAGCUCCAUCCAACACUACACACUUAGGGAACAGUGGCUGGAAAGCUGCCUGAUGGAAAAGGACCUGGGAGUGUUGGAGAACAGCUGGCUGAAAAUGAGCCAGCAGUGUUCCCAGGGGGCCAAGAAGGCCAAUAGCAUCCUGGCUUGUAUCACAACUGGUGUGGCCAGCAGGACCAGGGAAGUGAUUGUCCUCCUGUACUUCAGGCUGGUGAGGCCACAUCUCAGAUGCUCUCUUCACUUUUGGGCCCUCUGCCACAAGAAAGACAUUGAAGGUCUGGUGGGUGGGCAAAGGAGAGUAACAAACCUCAUGAAGGGCCUGGAGCACAAGUCCUGUGAGGUAUCUGGGGCUGUUCACCCUGGAGAACAGGAGGUUAAGGGGAGACCUUAUUGUUCUUUAUGACUACAUGAAAUGAGGUUGUGGUGACAUGGGUGUUGGUCUCUUUUCCCAAGGAAUAAGUGAUGACAUAAGAGGAAACAGCCUGAAGUUCUGCCAGGGAAGGUUUAGAUGGGAUUUUAAGAAAAGUGUCUUCACCGAAAGUGUUAUGAAGCACUGGAACAGACUGCCCAGGAAAGUGGUGGAGUCACCAUCACUGGAGGUAUUUAACAGAUGUAUAGAUGUGGCAUUUAGGGAUGUUUAGUAGUGCCCUUGGCAGUGUUAGGUUUAUGCCUGGACUUGAUGAUUUUAAAGGUCUUUCCCAACCUGUGUCACUUUAUGAUUCUCUAGGAUGCGUUCUAGAUAUAAUGCACUCUGCUGCUGUUGAUUAUUUCUCAGGGCAGACAGGAAUGGAGAACCUAAUGAGCUCUGAAUUUGAUUCUGUUACUUUUUGUAUGUACGCACAUAUAUACUACUGUUAAACACAAAAAUUGCUUUAGAAUCAUCUUAAUGCGUUUUACCUACUUGACACACUCAUGCCUUGUUUUGCUCUGAUCUUCUUGCUCAGAAGUCUUAAGUUACUUCUGGGUAUUUUGACUCCAUCUUCCCCCAACCCCUUUGUUUUCUUCGCAAUGGUUGUUAGGUUUUACAUGAAGAUAUGUUCAGAGUUACCAUGUGUUAUGCAUUUAUGGCUGCCUUCACCCUAUUAGCUUGUGUGGGAAAACUUAAGCAUACUUGUUGUGACAGCAACAAAAUUUCAUAUGCAGUGGAAUCCAUAUUGUGGUGUUUCUGUGCAAAGCAUGAUUUCCCUCUAUUUGGACAUCCACAGGUAGGAAAAGUUCAAAUGUUACAUUUGCUCUUUGCUUGCUUUAGAGUUUGUGCAAGCAGAGUAUUUUCAAGAAGAGAAGAGGUAUCCCCGAUGCUGCUGCAGGUCCACAUAGCUUCGUUAUGCAGCCAUACCGUUGUAUAAUCUGUAUAACUACAUUGAUUCUUUUGAGAAACUACCUGUUGAAGUGUUUCUGUACAUCUAAAUACGUUUGCAUACGCACGUGCCUGAGCCCAGACACAGUGAAGUAUCAUAAUUAAUUUAAUGUUUGUACAAGACCCGAGAGAAGGAAGUUGUUUAUGUGAUUUUGAUUGCUACUCAGCCUCAUUUGUCAGCAUAGAUAAGACUGUAAUCUGCUUCAUUGCUGGGAUCUUCUUUUUUCACAAUGCAUGGAGUCUAGCCUAAGAGCCUACAAGAUCCCGGUCCUUGACCAGAAAUCCUAAUCUAUGUUUUUACUCUAUUUGUUGCUAUGCUUUUAGAUUGACUUUCCGUGUUCCAGUGCAUGCAUUGCCUGCGCGUCUGAGUUUCCCAUGUGAGAAGAUGGGUGGCUCUUUUGUCUUGCAGUCCAGUGCAAACCAACACUUAAGCACUCUGAAUGACUAAGAGGCUUGAGAAACAUGCAGUCAAGAACUAUAUUGCAGUGUAAACACAUCUUGCAGUGCUCUCAUGGUAAAGAAAAUUACUAUGAUCAAUAGUAAGAUAGUAGCUUUAAAUGCCUAGUGACUGCAGCUAUGAUAGGCAAGGCAACUGUCAUGGAUGAGUUGAGUAGGUCUCUGCAGAAACAAAGAUCUUAGGGUAUUAGUUUUGGACUAUGUUUCAUACAUUUCAAAAUGACACUCACAGGCUAGGUGGAACAAAUGCCAGAGAUCAAGUUAUCUGCAGCCUCAGGCGAUCUGUGAUGCACGCAAUGUGAUGCAGCCAUGGAACUGAGGUUCCAGCUGGUAGUUUUUGCAGUUGAAUGGUAUGAAAUCCUUCGGUCUUAUGUUGUCAGAUGUUAGAAGCAUUACAAGAAUCAACACUGAGCCUCUGCUUCAAAGAAAUGCCAGGUUUUAAUUUUGAAAUAUCCCUUGAUGAAUUCGAGUAAGAGGGCUUUGUUGUAACAGAGGUGUUGGGUAUUAGGCUGUAAUGGUUUAACUUUGGUAACCUAGAUGUCAAAACAAAAGAUAUCGAAGAUUCAACAGCACAGUGUCUGGGAAGUCAUUUAUGUAACAAGCAAAGCAAUUCUAAAUCUCUGUGGUCACACAAACAGUGUUUCUAAUAAAAAUGUCAUGCUCAGCAGGAUUUUAAGAAGUAAUUUAUGAAUAUUUAUUCAUUAGCUUUCUGUUUUACUAACAACUGUUCUGAAAUGUUCAGGGAAGUUACUCUACCAAGUGUUAGUCGGAAAUAACACACAGAGCUUAUAUACCAGAAACUAUUUGAGACUGUAUGAAACUUGCUUGCAAACAAAUGAAAUGUGUAUUAAUUUGAGCUAGUGUUCCGAGCUGAUGUGCUCUGGUUUCAAAUCUGCUGCAAAGACAGUAAAAGACUUGUCUUUCUGCUCUGUGUUCAUGUUUGCCGUAAGGAUAGCAGUGAGUAGCAGGAAGCAGGGCACAUUCGCAGUGUAUGUAAGUGUUGCACCCUUUUUGCGUACAGGUCGUGCUUCCCAGUCCAAUAAGUUAAGCAGGAGGUUCUAAGCAAAAUACUGUCUUUUUAGUCCUUCGUGUUUUUCAGUUCUCUUCACAAUUUUCCUACUUAGCAGCUAUUAUUUUUUCAGUAUUUGACAAAAACGUAAUUAUGCUAGUGAACUUGGAUUAUUUUAUCUGCUCUUUUUUCCCCUGCAUUUUCUUAUGAUUAUUUAUUUUACCUUUUUUUCCAAGCAUAAACAAUAAUUUCACUGCCACCUUUCUAUUUAAUCCAAACUAGCGUUUUAUCUGGG
Molecule: messenger RNA, 10975 nt
Organism: Cuculus canorus (common cuckoo)
Lineage: Eukaryota; Metazoa; Chordata; Aves; Cuculiformes; Cuculidae
Gene: IL31RA
Product: interleukin 31 receptor A
Exons: 17
Coding region: 263-2944 (893 amino acids)
Biological process (GO): cytokine-mediated signaling pathway
Cellular component (GO): external side of plasma membrane; signaling receptor complex
Molecular function (GO): cytokine binding; cytokine receptor activity
Source: RefSeq, a predicted model, not a curated record